AUGAAGAUGAGCAACAUCACUGUAACUGUCUCAGAAUUCAUACUGCAAUGUGCCAUUGAAUCAAACCAGAAGAGCAUUAUGAUUUGUGUUCUUGCAUUCAUCUACUUCAUAUCCAUGUUUGGAAAUCUACUGGUGAUUAUGGUAAUAAUCCUGAACCCUCAACUCCAUGCUCCAAUGUACAUUUACAUCGGCACCUUGGCAGUCAUAGACUUGGCAAACAGUUCAAUUCUUAUACCAAAGAUGCUGUCUGUCAUUCUUCUUGGCUCUUCAGUGGUGCCUUAUGCUGCCUGCGUGUUGCAAAUAUUUCUUUUUCUUCAUGUUGAGGAAAUGGAAUCCUUUCUCUUAGCCUUUAUGGCCUUUGAUCGCUACGUAGCCGUCGUUUACCCUUUGCAGUACCCUUCAGCAAUUACCAAUAAAAAAGUUGGCAUUGGCAUCUUAGUAUCAAAUAUUUUUGGCAUAUUUUUUAAAUCACAUAUCCUUAUUGUUGUUUCUGAGCUUUCAUUUUGUCGUACCAACAUCCUUCCUUUCUGUUUCUGUGAUUAUGCUACCAUGGUCCACGUUUCAUGUACUGAAGAGUUCAAGUACUUGAUACCUUUAUCUGCUGCUGUAGUUGUCUUUGGUGUCUUUCCAUUCAUUUUUAUUCUCACAUCCUACACUCGGAUUGCUAUUGAAGCCCUGAGGAUUUCUUCAGCAGGUGGAAAAAGUAAAGUUUUCAGUACUUGUGUCACCCACCUACUCGUGGUUGGACUCUUUUAUUUUCCAGUUGCCUUGUUUUAUAUAUUGCCAGCAGCAGGAGUAAAGAUAUCAACAGAAACUCACAAUAUUAUCUUCAUUCUUGCAAAUGCUGUUCCAGCUAUGAUGAACCCCAUUAUCUACAGUUUUAGGAAUAAAGAAAUAAAUAAAAGCAUUCAUAGACUCUUUAUUAGAAGCAGAUCAACUCUUUUAAGGAUGAAAUAA
Erpetoichthys calabaricus (reedfish) is the source of this 957-nucleotide messenger RNA. Its product is annotated as olfactory receptor 1-like. Bases 1 to 957 code for a protein of 318 amino acids. NCBI's taxonomy places the organism in Eukaryota, Metazoa, Chordata, Cladistia, Polypteriformes, Polypteridae. Gene Ontology annotation, biological process: G protein-coupled receptor signaling pathway. Gene Ontology annotation, molecular function: olfactory receptor activity; G protein-coupled receptor activity. The record is from RefSeq and is a predicted model, not a curated record. Gene Ontology annotation, cellular component: membrane. The transcript has a single exon.